GGCGGCGACAUGGCGGCCUCCCUGGGGCGUGCGGCGGCCGGGCUUCUUACCAGGCUGCAGACUUCAGCUCCAACAGUACGAACUUUAUUAUUAUCAAAUUCUUUUUCUCAAAACAUUCCAAGCUGUUUGUGGAAAUUGGGCCGACUUAAUCAUGUAGCAAUUGCAGUACCUGAUCUGGAGAAAGCUCAGUCCUUGUAUAAAGAUGUGCUAGGAGCACGUGUGAGUGAGACUGUUGCUCUUCCUGAACAUGGUGUCUACACUGUUUUUGUGGAGCUGGGAAAUACAAAGCUGGAACUUCUACACCCUUUAGGAGAGAAAAGUCCCAUUGCAAGCUUUCUGCAAAAGAAUAAGACUGGAGGAAUGCAUCAUAUCUGCAUUGAGGUUGAUGACAUAAAAGCGGCAAUGGCAGAACUGAAGAAAAAAAAGAUUCGAAUAUUGAGUGAAGAGCCAAAAAUAGGUGCACAUGGUAAACCUGUGAUUUUUCUUCACCCUAAAGAUUGCCAUGGAGUCCUUGUGGAACUUGAGCAAGCCUGAGCUGCAAUAUUCAUAAAUAAGACAAUAAAUGAGUUGUGAAGUUACUGA
Messenger RNA from Phasianus colchicus (ring-necked pheasant), 582 nucleotides. It is a transcript of the gene MCEE, whose product is annotated as methylmalonyl-CoA epimerase. The record is from RefSeq and is a predicted model, not a curated record. Gene Ontology annotation, molecular function: methylmalonyl-CoA epimerase activity. NCBI's taxonomy places the organism in Eukaryota, Metazoa, Chordata, Aves, Galliformes, Phasianidae. Gene Ontology annotation, cellular component: mitochondrion. Gene Ontology annotation, biological process: L-methylmalonyl-CoA metabolic process.